Protopolystoma xenopodis is the source of this 693-nucleotide messenger RNA. The record is from the annotation of a GenBank genome assembly. Lineage: Eukaryota; Metazoa; Platyhelminthes; Monogenea; Polystomatidea; Polystomatidae.
AUGCAGGUGAUGCUGAGAUUUAGGCAGGGUCCGGCCCAGAUAAGAACCCCUCCUGCGAGCUUCCUGCUCGUUCCAUCAGAUCCCACCGGUCGCCACCAUCUUGUCAUACUUUGGAUCCCAAUUCGCCUUCUUCGGCUGCGGCUCCGGCUCCAGAACCUUCGGACCACUGGGUCAGACGAUGCGAGACUAUGGUCUGUUGAACACAACUGGUUAGCUGCUGCCGGGAGUACUCUAUCCACCGGUCGAGAUUGGCAUGUUCUACCCUUCUUCCGACCAUGGCCGGGGCUCGACCCCGCCCGUCUGGCCGCGGCCUCCUGCCCCCUUUCGGCUCCGCGACUGCGCUUCUGCUCCUUCUGCUCCCGCCCACUCUGUAACGGCUUCAAGACCGACUCUCCGGCAUUGCCAAGGGAGCACUGUCCAAAAAGCUGUUUGAUGAGGUUCCUCUUUCUUCGCCUGCUCCCUCGUCCUGCCUACCCUGUUCGCCGGUUUUCUGGUAUCAACCAGAAACCCUCCGUCUGGCAUCCAGCCGCCUGCUCAUCUCGCCUUGCCCACCGGCCAACCGGCUUAGCAGAUAUCUCGGUCAGAUCGUGCCCCUCACACCGAUACACCGAACACACUCCACGCCAACACACCAACACUGGCCAGGGCAAAACACAUACACUGUGUGCUCACUCGUCCACACCAAUGUCUUAG